AUGUCUCAUUUUUCUCGCCCUGGGCCUAGUCAGGCAGCAGGGCAGGGGGGAGAUUCAGACGAUGAAGAUCCAUGGGGUGCCAACGGGCACGUCACGCGCGCAUACAAUGUCAAGCUAGACGAGCCGACAAGUGGCGCUGCUGGGAGGAGCGGCAGUCCGGUGACAUCGGAUCCACGUGCUCUGCUUGAUCUGCUUCCCGUCAUUUACGGCCAGGUCUGGCAAAUCUGCAGGAGGUGUGAAGCUGGCAGCUCGGAUGAAGAGGAGAGCAUAUCCAUCGGACAGAUGAACAGGAUGCUGCGCAGCGCAGGUGCAGGGGCGUCGGUUGUAGAAGCUAUCAUCACGCUUGCUUGUCAAUCCGCGCGCGUCUCGACUCACGAGCACAUAUUGUGCCUUUCUCUGCUCUCCCAAGCACAAGAUGGACUGCGCCUCUCCGUCGAGAAUGUCACCGAGGCCAUCGAAGAAGUGAUCAAUACAGGACAGGGCGAUUCGUAUCCAUUUGUCCCCACGCUAGAUCUAAAUGACGUUCGAGAAGCAUGCACGUCGAUGACUUCGUCCGUCAGUCAAGCCCGCAUUCGAGGAGCUUCUUCUGGAGCAUAUUCUAGAACAGGCGUCGGCACCGGUCCGGCAAGCACAGCAGCUCGAACCGACGCACAGCGCAGGGAAGGUCUGCCAAUCGUGAAUGAGCCUGAUAAUUUUGCGUACGGUGGGGCUUCUACCAGCGCCCAGCCAGCUGCAUUCAAGCCUCUGCUUCGCUUCGACCCUACGAGCACCGACUCACCGAGCGUCGAACCUCUUCCUCGGUCGACUUCCGGCUUCGCCUCUUUGGAUGGCGCUGGGCCUUCAAGAGCAAGGCCAAGCAUCGCCGCUGUCCAUGCGGCGCACUUACUGCCAGCGUUAUGCGAGGCGGACAGCGUCAGCGUCCGUCUACGAAAAGAGACGGGUGGCAUCUAUUUUCUUCGUCAUACGCUGUACUCCAUCUCGAGCACGUACGCGGCGCAAGAUGAAGCGACAGCUUUGCUGUUUGGUUCCACAGCUUCUGCCAGCGUAGAUGUCAGCUCGAAGAAUAGGAGGAAGAGCUGGAGACCUUCUUCGACCUCGGGCGACCCGGACGGGCUGAGCGGCGCAAGCGAGAAAUGGAACGUCGUCCGAAGAUACUCGGAUUUCACCUGGUUGGCUAACUGCUUGAUCAAGAGGUAUCCGUUCAGACUCCUGCCUAUUCUGCCGCCAAAGCGAAUUUCAAUACCGAUUGGGGGCAAACAAAUAGCUGGCUCGGAUCCGUUUUUGGAGGCCAGAAGGCGAGGCUUGCAAAGAUAUCUCCGUGCAAUCGUGACUCACCCGGUGCUCCGAGGCGAUGGACUUGUCAGGGCCUUUCUGACCGAGAAAGACUCAUUGACGGAUUGGCGUCUGGCUCAGCAAACCUCGAGCGCGCACCUGCUCUCUCCUUUCACAUCCACAACGAGCGUUCCCGAGUCACUUGCGCUCGUCGAAGAGUGUCUCUCGCCUUGCCUCUCCCUUCCGAGCUCUGCCUUGACGUCUCAGGCCAUUCCGGAGGUCAAUGAGGUCCAGACUCUUGUCUCGGCUUUCAAGGCCAGGAAUGCUCUGCUCGUCGAGCGGUGGAGUCAUUUGUGCAUAGUCUUUGAGCGUUUGGCCAGGCGGCUAGAAGGCCUAGGCUUGGACCAUGGCAGAUUCUCGCUCGCUUUGGCAAGCUUGAACGAAACGCUUUCGACGCGACAUUCUGGGCCGUCUGCGGAUGAGGAGAGGACAGUGGAGAGGACGAAGAAGGUGACCAAUUCGAUGGAGAGCUUGACGAACAGCAAUCAAGACUUCGCCGACCUGUGCUCUGCAAGGGCCAGCAAAUGGCUCGACACGCUGGACGGUCUCAAGUAUCAAAGGGAUCAGCAUCAAGCCGCGCGAGAUCUGGUCUCUAGGUAUGAAAAGCUGAUUCCCGAUAAUGUGGGCACGCUGCAAAAGCGUAUUCAAGCGUCUCAAAAGAGGCAGAGGGAUUUAGCAUCCCUGAUCUCCGCUCCUUCGUCGACGACGACGGACAAUGGAGCAGAAGCGGAAUCGAACAGAUUGGCGCAAUCUAUUGCGGAAGACAGGGGGCAGGUGGAUAGGUUGAUGAGGAGGAGGGAACAUGCUAGAUUGGUGCUGCAUGUCGAAUUGAGACGCUUGUUACCCUCGAGAGAGAGCGGCGUGGUGGAUGUGGUGAGGCAUCACGCAAGGGAGGAUUUGGGCCUGAUUGCUGCUGAAACUCUGGCGGCCGAGGAGCUGGUCCGCAGUCUGCUUGGAGCAUAG
Molecule: messenger RNA, 2295 nt
Organism: Ceraceosorus guamensis
Lineage: Eukaryota; Fungi; Basidiomycota; Exobasidiomycetes; Ceraceosorales; Ceraceosoraceae
Exons: 6
Coding region: 1-2295 (764 amino acids)
Biological process (GO): retrograde transport, endosome to Golgi; protein targeting to vacuole
Cellular component (GO): endosome
Molecular function (GO): phosphatidylinositol-3-phosphate binding
Source: RefSeq, a predicted model, not a curated record